Molecule: messenger RNA, 1271 nt
Organism: Lolium perenne
Lineage: Eukaryota; Viridiplantae; Streptophyta; Magnoliopsida; Poales; Poaceae
Source: RefSeq, a predicted model, not a curated record
UACAUUUGCGGCUCAGAUGCUGAACUCUUUUCGCUGGACAUACAGUGUGCUAUCCAUGGUAAUUGUGGUAGAUAACGUGCAUUAGGUUGGUGAACUAUCCAUUUUCGUUAUUCGAUUCUCACUACCUAACCUAGCUCGCUUUAGUACACUUUCGUGCACCAGCCAAGAGGAGACGACUAUUCUCGUUCAAAAGAUCAUUCGUUUCAAUCCAUGCAUUAAGAGUGAGGGAGAGGGAGAGAUAAAGAGAAAGAGAGACGUAAUUAAGCUGAUGGGGCUGGUAAUCAAACUUGUACGCCAGUAAGACCAUGAGUUCACAUAUAUAUGCAGAUGAGAGAGCAAGAGAGAUGGAGUUGGCAGCAGGUUCAGAGAGGCAAAUGGGUUGCUCUCCCUUGGGCAGGAUGAUAUCUAGAGUCAUCAAGAAAUGCAACGGGCGCAGACGACGGAUGAGGAACGAGGGGCUGGACUAUGCCAUGGCAUACCCCCAAGCUCAAACAUGCUACGUACGUCCAACGGCACACACCGUCGCCUACGCCGCCAGCGCCCACCCUCCCAACACCCACGCGAUCUCAGCCGCGCAGCCACCGCAAGUCCACGGUCCGUUCGGCCCAACCGCCGCCGCGCCGCCUCGAGCAGGCGGCAAGCCGCGCAAGCGCAAGAAGUCCAAGUCCAAGAACGUCCGGUUCAGCACGGCGGCUGGGCCGGUAUACCCCGGGUCAGCGCCACCGCCGAACGCUGCCGAUGCAUACCAGCAUGCAUCGGCGGCAGGGACGAGCGGCGACGCGGCGUACGGCGGCCAACGCCAUCACCACCACGCGGCCGCCGCCUCCCACGCGUACUCGUCGGCGCAGCACGGGCACGGCCAGGAGUACGGCUACGCCAGGUACGCGCCGUCGCCGCUAACGCGGUGGGAGAUGCUCGGCUCCUCCGGCACGCCAAGGCGGCACGAGUACUUCUCCGGCGAGUACAGGUGGUCCUACCCGACGCCGGUGCGCGAGGGCAUCUACAGCAUGGCCACGGACGCCAACCGGCUCACGGCCAUCUUCAGCGAGGAGAAUCCCAACGCCUGUACCAUAGUCUGAUCCACUGGUGGCCAGCAGUGGUCAGGGAAUAAAUUUGUAUGAUUUUUAGGGAAAUUUUGCGGUAAUUACUUACGCAGAGUGCGAUGCUUGUAAAACUUGUGUAGAACAGUAGAAAAAGCUUAGUGAAGACAAUAGUGUGUUUUGUAGUACUUUUAUUGAUGUGGUCCGAAAUAUUGUGAUUUGUUCUGCUCA